Molecule: messenger RNA, 1533 nt
Organism: Clonostachys rhizophaga
Lineage: Eukaryota; Fungi; Ascomycota; Sordariomycetes; Hypocreales; Bionectriaceae
Source: the annotation of a GenBank genome assembly
AUGGCCGAGCUCCCUCACACGCCUCGCCAGGCCGCCACCGUCCUCUCAGCCACUGAGUUGAUUGGAAACUCGCCUCUCGUGCGUCUGAACAAGCUUCCGCAGUCCCUCGGCAUCGAGGCCGACAUCUACGUCAAGGCCGAAUUCUUCAAUGCGGGCGGUAGUGUCAAGGACAGGAUCGCCCUUCGCAUGGUCGAAGAGGCCGAGAAGAGCGGCCGCAUCAAGCCAGGCGACACCCUUAUCGAGCCUACAAGCGGCAAUACCGGCAUUGGCCUAGCUCUCGUCGGCGCGAUCAAGGGUUACAAAACCAUCAUCACACUUCCCGAGAAGAUGUCCGCCGAGAAGGUCUCCGUUCUCAAAGCCCUUGGCGCAACCAUUAUCAGAACACCCACGCAGGCUGCUUGGGACGCUCCUGAGUCCCACAUUGGCGUCGCCCGUCGCCUUCAGAAGGAGAUCCCCAAUGCCCACAUCCUCGACCAGUACAGCAACAAGGACAACCCGGAGGCCCACGAAUUCGGCACUGCUGAGGAGAUCUGGACCCAGACUGGUGGAAAUAUUGCUGCUGUUGUUGCUGGUGCUGGUACUGGUGGCACCAUCACUGGUAUCGCUCGAGGCCUGAAGAAGCAUAGCAAGGACAUCAAGAUCAUUGCUGCGGAUCCCCAAGGCAGCAUCCUCGCUCUGCCCGAGAACCUCAAUGAUGAGCACAUGAAUGCGCCAUACAAAGUUGAGGGCAUCGGAUAUGAUUUUAUUCCCGACGUUCUCGACCGAGAGAUUGUUGACAAGUGGUACAAGACCGAUGACCAGGAGUCUUUCUACCUCGCCCGUCGUUUGAUCGCCGAAGAAGGUCUGCUUGUUGGCGGCAGCUCGGGCUCCGCUCUGGCCGCCAUGGUUCUGGCCGUUAAGGACUUCGGAUUCAAGAAGGGCGACGUCGUUGUCGUCGUGCUUCCCGACAGCAUCCGCAGCUAUCUCUCCAAGUUUGCUGAUGAUGACUGGCUCGACGCCAACAACCUUCUGCCCAAGAGCUCCGAUGCUAGCAAGGUCGCACCAGCUCACAAGGCAUCCUCAGACCCAUAUAGCGGGGCCACCAUUGCCUCUCUACGUCUCAAGCCCGUCACUUCCAUCUCAGCCACAUCGAGCUGCUCCGAAGCUAUCGAGACCAUGCGCGACAAGGGCUUCGACCAACUCCCCGUCCUUUCCGCCUCGUCCAAGCUGGUCGGUCUGGUAACCCUCGGUAACCUCCUCAGCUACAUCUCUCGAGGCCGCGCCACUGCCGACAGUCAGGUCAAGGAUGUCAUGUUCGACUUUGCGCGCAUCGACGAGAUCAUUACCGACCCUCGCCAGGGUGCCGCCUCGGCUGGCAAGCGCAAGUUUGUUGAGAUCACCCUUGACACCCCCCUCGCCGAGCUCAGCAAGUUCUUUGAGUGGAACAGUGCCGCUGUGGUCACAGAAAAGGCUGAUGAUGCCACUCUGUCCAAGCCCAUUGCCAUUGUCACCAAGGUCGAUCUCCUCACCUGGAUGGUGAAUAAGAAGCUAUAA